Messenger RNA from Oryctolagus cuniculus (rabbit), 8667 nucleotides. It is a transcript of the gene HNF4G, whose product is annotated as hepatocyte nuclear factor 4 gamma. Gene Ontology annotation, molecular function: zinc ion binding; DNA-binding transcription factor activity; RNA polymerase II cis-regulatory region sequence-specific DNA binding. Gene Ontology annotation, biological process: regulation of DNA-templated transcription. The record is from RefSeq and is a predicted model, not a curated record. Lineage: Eukaryota; Metazoa; Chordata; Mammalia; Lagomorpha; Leporidae.
AGGAAGGAAACAAUUAGUACAGAAUCCUAAUCAGUGGAUUUGUACUCAAUUCUGUUUAUUCUCAAAACAAAAUAGUAGCAUUUAUAUCCAUUUAAGUCAAAACACUAUAAAUAUAGAUAUAUCAUUUUCAUGAUUCUGUUUUAAUUUCAUUUGCUUAAUCAGGUCAAUAAAUUACAAGUCCUAGAAUUUAAGAGAAGAGCACAUCUACUGCAGUUUGUACUCUCUCUCAGAAUAAAAGUUACAGGAAAUCCCCCUUUGCCAGAUUGAGGCUGACAGUUCUAUCACUGUUUUCACAUCUGAAAAUCAUUAAGAGGACAAAACUGUCCACUAAUAGAGACAGACCUGCUCUUCAGCUCUGUUCUAUCCUCUGGAAAUCCUCAAGUUCUUACUUUAUAAAAUGAAAAAAGAAUUUUCACAGUAAGUCCCAUCUUGAGGAUUCAGCUCAGAUUAAACAUUCAUGGCCACUUGGAGAACUGUGCUGAGAUUUAUGCAUAGCCCCUUCUAACUUAGAGUCACAUGCCCUGAACUGCCAUGGGAACAGACAGGGGCGAAUGACAAACUGUGACAACAUGGUUCUCCUGAGCUGAGUCCAGAUUUCUUUUGGUGUUGUGCAGUCCUGUAAGUGAGAGGUUCCGUAUCUUUUUCUUAUUUUCUUUCUGUUGGGUCACUCCCGUUAGUGACAUCCCUAAGUAUUGAUUAGUUGCCACACAGAUAAAGAACAGGGGCUCAGCACAAUUCACCCCUUCAUUGCUUUAUGAUAAAUGAGAACCACUUCUUGCAAAUGAAAGCCACAGGAUUUGUACUGUCUACUGCCCCAAAACUGAGUAAGAUGGGUAGCCUUCAUUAAAGAAAACCAGUUCCUAAAAUUAUCUCAAAAUAUUAACCUCACAAUUAAGGACAUACAGAAUGCAUUCCAAUGAUCAGUGUUUGAUUUAAUGAAUCAUAUUGUUAAAUGACUUGCUGCUAUUUUUUAUUUUUUGCUUUUUUGUGAAGAUUUUAUUUUAUUUAUUUGAGAUAUGGAGUUACAGACAGUGAGAGGGAGAGACAGAGAGAAAGGUCUUCCAUCCGUUGGUUCACUCCCCAAAUGGCCUCAGUGGCUGGAGCUGAGUUGAUCCGAAGCCAGGAGCUAGGAGCCUCCUUCAGGUCUCCCAUGAGGGUGCAGGGGCCCAAGCACUUGGACCUUCUUCUACUGCUUUCCCAGGCCAUAGCAGAGAGCUGGAUUGGAAGUGGAGCAGCCGGGACUUGAACUGGUGUCCAUAUGGGAUGCUGGCACUGUAGGUGGAGGAUUAACCUACUGCGCCACAGCACCAGCCCCAACUGCUAUUUUCUUUACACAUGGUUUUGCACAGAAGAGGCUAGCUUUUCCAGAUGAUGAAGUCAGCAAUUUCUAAGACAGACCAUUCACAGGUUUAUGGUAUUAAGAAGUUGAACUGGGGGCCGGCACUGUGGCGCAAUGGGUUAAUGUCCUGGCCUGAAGCCCGCUGCCCCUCUUCCAAUCCAGCUCUCUGCUGUGGGCUAGGAUAGCAGUAGAAGAUGGCCCAGGUUUCUGGGCCCCUGCACCCAUUUGUGAAACCUGGAAGAAGCUCCUGGCUUCUGAUCAGCGCAGCUCCAGCCAUUGCGGCCAUCUGGGGAGUGGACCAGCGGAUGGAAGACCACUCUCUCUGUCUCUACCUCUCUCUGUGUAACUCUGUCUUUCAAAUAAAUAUAUAACUCUUUUUUAAAAAAGAAAUUGAACUGAUUAAGAAAUACUAUUUUGCUGUGAAUGGGGCUGUAAUUCUUUCUUGGAAGAUAAAAUGAAUAAACACAUUGUCAGUAGUAAAAUAUACCCAUCAAAUACUGUCAUCUCGAUAUUACCCAAACUCUGAAAUGCCCCAUUUUCACAUAUGCACACAAAAAGACAUACUGUGCUAUAUAAAUAAAGGUAGCUGAUGGGAACAUGUAUGGCCACACAUUUUAAGGGUAAAUAUACUUAAGUUUAGUGCUUAUCAUGGAAUAAGCAUCAGAAGUCAAAAGGAAUAAAACCUUAUUUGUUUAACAAUAAUAAACUUGUAUCUAAAAUAUACUAGCCACUAUACUGGUUCUGUCUUGGGAAAAUUAACUUGACACAGAUGGGACACAAACACAUCAACUGAUAGCUAAAGAUAAUAAGAAAAGGUUGAUAAUAAGAAAGAGUUAUACUCAAGAUGCUUCUGGACUCUUAUAAGUUUUUGUCAAUUCUAAAUUCCAAAUUCCAAAUUCCAAACUUCUUUUGUGUCAAUGUAUUCGAAGAAAACUUGAAACUGUGCAGUGCUUACCCAGCCUGUUAGGUGUUAACUUAUAGUCUCAAAUUAUCAAAUUUAUGACAAGACACCAAGUUCCAUCUUCCAGAAGAUAUGGCAUGUGUGGUUUUGAGCCCUUAACUAGGAUGCCUCACAUUAUAAUUACAGUUUAUACCCUGAGAGAUCCUCAUUUCUAGUUUUAAUCCUUGUCUUAGAGAUAUCAUUUAUUGUCUACUGGAAAUCUAUUUAGGAAAUCGUAUUAGUCUACUAAGCACUUCAGAUAAGGUGAUUCCAUGAAGCCUUCCAAGAUUAUCACAAGGAAUUGCUUUCGUAUGCCAUAAAAGAAGAAGAAAUAAGCAGAAUAUGGUUUGCUGAAGGAGGUUACAGUUUUACAGCCCCUCCCACUGCAGCACUUAAGUCACUCAGUUACAGUUAACUUGGAAUUAUCACUCACAGAUUGAAAGCAAAAACAGUCAUCACACACUCUGGGCUUGUGGUGCCACUUGUAUGUGUGUUUCUAAAUCAAUGAUGAGGGUAUCGGAACCAAUACUGGACAUGGACAUGGCAAAUUACAGUGAAGUUUUGGACCCAACUUACACAACUUUGGAGUUUGAAACUAUGCAGAUUCUAUACAAUUCAAAUGAUAGUUCUGCCCCAGAGACAACAAGUAUGAAUACCACAGACAAUGGCGUCAACUGUUUAUGUGCUAUAUGUGGAGACAGAGCAACAGGAAAACAUUACGGGGCAUCGAGCUGUGAUGGGUGCAAGGGCUUCUUCAGACGCAGCAUACGCAAGAGUCACGUGUAUUCCUGCAGGUUCAGUCGGCAAUGCGUUGUUGAUAAGGACAAAAGGAAUCAAUGUAGAUAUUGUCGAUUAAGAAAAUGUUUUAGAGCAGGAAUGAAAAAAGAAGCUGUACAAAAUGAACGCGACAGAAUAAGCACCAGAAGAAGUACAUUUGAUGGCAGCAACAUUCCCUCCAUUAACACCCUGGCACAAGCUGAAGUUCGUUCUCGCCAGAUCUCAGUCCCCAGCCCAGGGGCAAGCACUGACAUAAAUGUUAAGAAAAUUGCAGGUAUUGGUGAUGUUUGUGAGUCUAUGAAGCAGCAGCUCUUAGUUCUGGUGGAAUGGGCUAAAUAUAUUCCUGCCUUCUGUGAGUUACCACUGGAUGAUCAGGUGGCACUGUUGAGAGCUCACGCGGGGGAACACUUACUGCUUGGAGCUACAAAGAGAUCCAUGAUGUAUAAAGAUAUAUUGCUUUUGGGAAACAACUAUGUAAUUCACCGCAACAGCUGUGAAGUUGAGAUCAGCCGUGUGGCCAAUCGGGUCCUAGAUGAGCUGGUUCGACCAUUUCAAGAAAUCCAGAUUGAUGACAACGAAUAUGCUUGUUUGAAGGCAAUUGUGUUUUUUGACCCAGAUGCCAAAGGGCUGAGUGACCCAGUGAAAAUUAAGAACAUGCGAUUCCAAGUGCAGAUCAGCUUGGAGGACUAUAUCAAUGAUCGGCAGUAUGAUUCUCGGGGGAGGUUUGGAGAACUGCUGCUGCUUCUGCCCACACUGCAAAGCAUCACCUGGCAAAUGAUUGAGCAAAUACAGUUUGUGAAACUUUUUGGGAUGGUCAAAAUUGACAACCUCCUUCAGGAAAUGUUACUGGGUGGUGCUUCCAAUGAUGGUAGCCAUCUCCAUCACCCAAUGCAUCCACAUUUGUCUCAAGAUCCAUUAACUGGACAAACAAUACUUUUAGGUCCCAUGUCAACCCUGGUUCACACAGACCAGAUCUCAACUCCAGAAACACCACUCCCUUCCCCACCCCAAGGUUCUGGACAAGAACAGUACAAAAUAGCUGCAAACCAAGCGUCCGUCAUCUCACAUCAGCCUCUCUCCAAACAAAAGCAAUUGUGAGGACAUGUUUACUUCGAACGGCACUGCAUAAAUGUGAAAAGUUGGCCUUGAAAUAUCUCAGGAUAGACCUUUUGGCAAACUCUCAGCCAAAACUUUUUCAUGGUGCUGUUGUAAGAUGGUAUCAUUUUCUUGUUUAUAUGCUCCUUUUGUUUGUUAUGCCUACUGUGUAAAACUUCACCUGCAACCAGUGUAUAUUUGAGUUUGAAUAUGUUUAUAUACUGUAUUUUUUUCCAACUGUGCCUGAAACAGUUGAAUCCUAUGUAUUACUUUCAUUUGUUGUCUUAAUAUUAAUUUAAAUCUGUAAAUAAUUGCUUUAUUGUGAUGUGAUACAGAACUAAGUGCUUUUUUUUUAACUGAGAAUAGCAGAUGAGAAAUCCCAGGUUAAUAUAAAAUGAACCAAGUUUUUUUUAUAAAUUAUAAGCUUGCAGAUUAGAAAGGCAAAGCAGUUGCUGUAGAAUAGAAUGUAUUUCUUUGAAGAAGAAUCAUUAUGUGCAUUCGGUGGCCAAGAAGCUUCUCUGGUCCACAGUUACUUGCUUUUCUCAAGGAUGACUGGGUAAUCUAUGAAACUGGACUGUAUUUGAAUGUGUGUAUUCAGAUAGAGCAUGCUCAUUUUAUCAGUUAGGAUACAGCUACCCUGUACCAAAGAAACCUCUAAAACAGUGGCCUCACUGAGAGAAAUGUUUGUUUCUUUUUUGCUGAAACAAUCUAGAAAUAGCCAUCCACUGAGCAGGAAGCAGCACAUGACCACGACUAUCUCCCAGGGGGCCGUGGAGUUGUUGGGUGGAAAGCCUGUGCAGGCUCAGGCUGUACAACUCUGGGAGAAAGGAUAUGGGGAAACCAAUGAGCCAUGUUCCACACGUGUGCCUUGUGUAGUCCUCACAAAAGCCCCAUUAAAGCAGCAUUAUUAUCUCUCUUUUGGAAAUAAAAACAUCUUUGGCUUGGAGGCUUAUGGAUUGUAACCGAACUUCAUAUACCUGAAAAGUAAGAAGCCACAUUCAAAACUCAGGUCUGAUCGACUUUAAUGAAGGUGAUCUUUGGUAUGUGAUGAAAAAUGUGAGGACUUUACUCACACUGCGGUUUUUAAAUAUAUGCAAUUGAGUGAUUGGAUGAAUGCUGUCCGUCAUGUUAUCUGUAAUAUAUCUUUCAAAUAAGUGAUGAGCACAAAAUUGUUGUAGUGUGAAUAUGAACCACCUUUCUACUUAUGACAAAAAUCUUCCCCUCAAAACAUUAAAGAAAAUAAAAAUACACCAAAUAAAUUUUGAUAAAAUAAAUCAAAGCAAAAUCAAAUAACUGACUUAGAAGACUUUCAGAAAUUCAACAACCCGGAAUAUGUGAAAUGACCGGUUCUGGACUGAACACAGCUAACUGGAGCCCUAAGCUCCUUAAUAUCAUCUGAAUCUGGAAUUUAUUUUAAACAAUCAGUAACACUUCACCUCAGGAAGCAGUGGUUCCUCUCUCUCACUAUACUUACUGAAGCAGGGAACAUAAUUAUGAAUGAUGUAAUAAAGAGUAUCUCAAGCUGUAAGAGAUUGAAUUAAAUCAUUUUAGGGCCCUUCAAAAUUUCUAUUAUUAGAAAUAAAAAGAUGUUAACAUUAACUGACUUAUUGGCUGUUAAAAUGAAACUGAACACUUAAAGUGGAAUAAUGAUUACUUAAAAGCUGUCAUUGAUUUAAUACAAUCAAUAGUAUUCCUUCAAGAGCUGGCACUCUUGUGAAACUGUAAAAUAUAUAGGUGAGAUGGAAAAAAUUUUAGCUGUUAAUUUUGGAAAAUUUUCUCUAAUGUCUGUCUCAUGAAUGUCUUUGAUUUUUAUAAAUACAAAUGUCUUCUGUAGGUUUUGUUUACUAUUUUGGGUUCUUCUGUCAGCAGAUAUAAAAUACACUGUUUUAGUCCAUUUGAGCUUUAAUAACAAAAUGCCAUAAACCGCACAUAUGAUAAACAACAUAAAUAUAUUUCUUAUGGUUCUCCUUGUUAAAUAGUCCAAGAUCAAGGCAUGGCAAAUUCAGUGUCUCUUUCAGAGUGGGACCUCCAAGCUAGGUCCUUGCUUGUGGAAGGGGCAGGAGCUCUCUGUGUCCUCUUUUGUAUGGGCACUAAUCCCAUUCACAGGGGCUCUGCCCUCAUGACAUCCCAAAGGCACCACCUGCUAAUGCCGUCACAUUGGCAAUUACGUUUCAACACAGGAACUUUGAACUAGGCAAGCAUUCAGAUCAUAACAAACACCGCUAAAAUGUAAAACACAAAAUUUACUUUUAGUGGAUCUUCUAAUUUAUUACUACACAACUAUGUUUUAGAAAUUAUUAUCAAUGAUUUGGUUUUAAUACCUAUGGUCAGGGGAUUUGUAAUAUAAUAUUUUUAUAUACAGAACUGCCAAAAAUGCUAGACAGGAACUGAUGUUUUCAGCAUAUUUUCAAUAUAUUGAUAAGAAAGUUAUUGCUUUUAUAUAAUACACAACUUUUUUUUCAGGUAACAGAAAUGGAUAAGUUAUUGUGAAAUAAUUCAUUUUAUAAAUGUAAAAUUAUUUUUAUAAAUUUCAUUAUUGAAAAUCAAAAUUAUUAGAUUUUUUAAAUGUUAAAUUAUAAUGAGAUUAAAAUAUUUCUGAACUGUGAUGUUGUUUGAACUUUCUAAAUAAAAACAGAAAAAAACUGAAAUGGGUUGUUUUGUUAGUGUUUAAAAUGGUUUAAUAAUUUUAGAGAUGUUGAUAUUAUCUUUUAUAAAAUUAUUAUCAGUGCCACAAACUUUUGGGUACCAGAGCUCUCAAGUUUCCCAUGAAAUUUUUUGGGGAAAGACAUUAAGUCUUAGUCAUACGUGUAACUUAAAGUAAGCAGUCAUUAUCUUAUAGUCCAGUAACUCAGUACUAUUCGAGACUUUACCAGAUGAACAUGCUUCCAAGUUAAAAAAAAAGUCUCAAAAACCUGAAAGACACUGGUCACGAAUGUUUAGCAAGCAAGAAAGUUAGUGCCAAACCUUGAGAAGGAGACGAAACACAGAAGGGCAGGCUGAACAUGCAAUUCCUUAGAGAGAAUGCUAGGUAUUUUUAAUGUUGGUUUAAAUGUGUCAAUGAUUCACUGAAUUGUCUUUAGUAGGAUGAAACGUGAUUUGAUUUUAUUUUUUAAAAUACAUCACUCUGUUCAUGAAAAGCAAGUCCAGUUGGAGUAGCACUGCAUGAGUUCAGAGAGUGACAUUAUUGAGACAGGGAGAAAAGAGAGGCCUGUAAUUUGAUGUUGGAUGAGAAUACCAACACUGGAUGUAUAUUUGGAAGCAGACACGAUACCUUCUUUUUUAAAAAAAAAAUUAAGAUUUUUAUUUUAUUAAUUUGAAAAGCAGAGUUAUGGAGAGAGAGGAAGAGACAGAGAGAGAAACAGAUCUUUCAUCUGCUGGUUCACUCCCCAAAUGGCCACAACAGCUUGUGCUGGGUCUGACUGCAGCCAGAGCCUGGAACUUUGUCCAGGUCUCUCCCAUGAAUUACAUGAAUCGAAACAUUUUAUCCCCUUCUCUUGUCUAACUGCUUUACCUAGGAGCUCCAGUACUAUCCUGAAAAGCAAAAUGAUGAAAGUGGGCAUCCUUGUUUUGUUCCACAUCUUAGAAAGCCUUCAGCUAUUCCUCAUUCAUUAUUAUGUUAUCUGAUGGCUUUGCAACACUUUUUACAUUAAGGUAUGUUAACCUAAUUUGAACGUAUAUCAUGAGGAAUGUUGAAUUUUAUCAAAUGACUUUUCAGUAGCUAUUGAGAUGAUAAUAUCAUUAUUGUCCUUCAUUCUAUUGAUGUACACUUGAUCUUAGCCAAAAGGCCGAGAAGUGAUCAUUCUAUUGAUGUGUUUCACAUUAAUUGAUUUAUAUAAAUCAAACCAUCCUUGUAAUCCUGCAAUGAAUUCCACUGGAUCAUGAUGAAAGAUCUUUUAUUCAUCUAUUUUUAAAUUAUUUUUUAAAAUGUUGAUUUAUUUAUUUUAAAGAGUUAUGGGGGGAAGAGACAGAGAGAAAGAGAGAGAGAGAGAGAGAGAGAGAGACCUUCCAUUCUCUGGUUCACUCCCCAAAAGGCCGCAAGGGUCGGGACUAGGUGAGGCUGAGCCAGGAACUCCAUUUAGGUAUCGCACAUGAGGGCAGGGGCCCAAGCACUUGAGUUAUCUUCUGCUGCUUUCUCAGGUACUUAAGCAGGGAGCUGUGUCAGAAGUAAAGAAGUCGGGAGUAGAACUGGAGCUCAUGUGGGAAACUGGCAUUAUCGGUCACAGCUUAACCUGCUAUGCCACAACUCUAGGCCUUGAGUAUCUUUUCAGUGUGUCAUUGGAUUCAAUUUGUUAAUACUUUGUUGAGGAUUUUUGUGUCUAUGAACAUCAAGGAUAUUGGUUUAUAGCUUUCUUUUUUUUUUUUUUUUUCUGGAUGUAUCUUUGUCUGAUUUUGGCAUGGAAAAAAGGCUGACCUUAUAGUAUGACUUUGGAAGAACUCCAUACUUUUCUAUUUUUUAAAAUUUAAGAAGGAUUCAUAUUAAUUCUUCAAAUGUUUGGUAAAAUUCAGCAGUGAAGUC